CCAGAAACCGUGUCCCCUACUCUCUCUCUCUCUCUCUCUCUCUCUCUCCUCGAUCAACAGCAACAGCGGCGGUCAGAAGCUUCCGUCGCGACAGCUCCCGACCUCCUGCCGGUCUUCCCCCUCUGGUAGUCCGCGCGAAUCCCGAGGCGGCGGAGGAGUAGGAGGAAGAGGAGGAGCGGAGGGGGGCGGGCCCAUCAGCCAUGAGCCUCGCGGGCUCCGCCCUGGAGGCGGCGCUGCAGGCGGUGGGGCGCGGCCUCGACGCCGCCGGCGACCACCGCCUGCUCUACUGCAAGGGCGCCGGGAGGCUCGUGGACCUCGACGAGGACCGCGCACGGGACAUCCCCCUUAUAAGCGGGGGCGUCCUCUCCAGCGUGCCCCCAGACGUCGAGGUCGAGCAGUGCCCCAGCAACCCCGUGCGAAUCCGGCCCCCCGCCCCCCACGGCGCGCCCCCCGCAGCCGCGGACGAGCCCUUCGUCUGCAGCUAUCCGCAGAUGGCUGAGUUUUUCAACAGGAAGUCAUGCUUGUUAGAGACCGUACCGCUGGGUUCCUUCAAUUCGCUGUUCAGCUUCACCGGUUCAUGGAAGAACGAUGCUGCGGCUACGAAGGCCCUCGCGAUUGAUGGCUAUUCUCUGCCUCUGUUUCGAGUGAUAAUCACGAGUCAAGAACUUACUCUGCUUGAGAGUGUUAAGCGAGCGAUUCCAAAUGUUUGGGAUCCAUCAGCAUUGGCUAGCUUUAUCGAGAAUUAUGGUACCCAUAUUAUUACCUCUGUUACGGUUGGUGGUAAGGAUGAGGUAUAUAUUAAGCAGCAUUCAUCAUCCCAAUUGUCCGAGAUGGAAUUCAAAAAUUAUGUGAGGGAAAUUGGGAGGGAAAGAUUCUCAGAUGUGGAAAAUAAGUCUAAUGCAAUUCCUAUCAAUUACAGCGAGAAGGAUAUGACAGUAAUAUUCAGAAGGAGGGGUGGUUGUGAUCUCGUUCAAAGUUUUAGUGACUGGAAAGGAACUGUUGCCUCAGCUCCAGAUGUCAUAGGCAUGACCUUUCGCUCAAUUGUCUCUCUUGUUGAUGAUGUACCAGGAAAAAAGCACCUUGCUCGUGCAGUUGAGCUAUACUUGACAUACAAACCUCCAAUUGAAGAGUUGCAGUACUUCUUAGAUUUUCAAGUCCCACUAGUUUGGGCUCCAGCUCCACCAGGUAUUGCUGGUCACCACAGGAAGGAACCUGUCUGCCCAUCGCUUCAGUUUAGCUUGAUGGGCCCGAAGCUCUUCAUUAGCACAGAACAGAUCUCUGUUGGGCGUCGACCGGUUGUUGGCCUCAAACUGCUCUUGGAAGGAGCCAAACAGAACCGUCUGGCUAUUCAUUUGCAGCACCUUGGCUCAUUACCGAAAAUAUUCCUACCUCAUUGGGACUCCCAUAUUACAAUUGGACCUCCAAAAUGGCAAGGCCCUGAAGAACAGGAUAGCCGAUGGUUUGAGCCAAUUAAAUGGAAGAACUUUGCUCAUGUCAGCACGGCGCCCAUAGAGUACACUGAAACAAAUAUUACAGAUCUGUCCGGUGUUUAUAUUGUCACAGGAGCACAGUUGGGAGUGUGGGAUUUUGGUGCAAAGAGUGUUCUCCACCUUAAACUCUUGUUCUCCCGAGUUCCUGGGUGCACAAUUAGAAGAUCAGUGUGGGACCACAGCCCAUCAAGUUCUUCGACUCAGAGAACAGAUGAAUCUUCAUCAUCCUCUAGUGAUAAUGCUAAACUUGUGAAGAUCGUUGACAUGACAGAGACAUUGAAGGGCCCACAAGAUGCGCCUGGCCACUGGCUGGUCACGGGAGCUAAGCUGGGUGUCGAGAAGGGCAGGAUUGUUGUGCGCGCCAAAUACUCCUUAUUGAAUUAUUAACCAAAUGUUGAAAGCAUUCAUUCACUCACUCUGCUAUGGAGCACUGUGUUUAAAGAUAGCAUUUGUUCUUUCGUUUUUCAUGUAUGGCUUUCCUUUCCCUUGUAACUUGAUGUGGAUUCAUGCUUCUUGACUUCUUGUUGAUCCCAUGAGUAAAGUAGCAUGAAGGUGUUUAUGCCGAGUUCAAAAGUAUUUGAUCUGACCUGUCAUCUCUUCCACAGCCAUCUGAGCGUGGCACUGGAAUUGAUGUAUUUAAUUCCCUUGGCAUUGGGAUUUUGUCC
Messenger RNA from Setaria italica (foxtail millet), 2155 nucleotides. RefSeq names its product MACPF domain-containing protein CAD1. The transcript has 6 exons. Gene Ontology annotation, cellular component: plasma membrane. NCBI's taxonomy places the organism in Eukaryota, Viridiplantae, Streptophyta, Magnoliopsida, Poales, Poaceae. The record is from RefSeq and is a predicted model, not a curated record. Bases 201 to 1877 code for a protein of 558 amino acids. Gene Ontology annotation, biological process: regulation of salicylic acid mediated signaling pathway; plant-type hypersensitive response.